Molecule: messenger RNA, 2034 nt
Organism: Lachancea sp. 'fantastica'
Lineage: Eukaryota; Fungi; Ascomycota; Saccharomycetes; Saccharomycetales; Saccharomycetaceae
Source: the annotation of a GenBank genome assembly
AUGAAUCCCAAUCCAGCUACGCAAGUCGAGGAAUGGCUUACAGUAGGUCGUCUGGAUGCGUCCUUAGCGCUUUUAACCACCAAGAAUCACCAUGUUAUUGAGUUUCCAACAAUGCUGCUACCGGACAACAUCAAGGCAGGAACUAUUGUCAAAAUUCAAGUUUCUGAAGACCAAGAAUUGCAGCAACAGGAGCUUGAGCGAUUCGAAUCAUUACAAGACGAGAUUAUGGAGAAAUAUGGUACUCACAGACCUCAAAAGCCAGUGCUGAAAAGCAUAAAUGUCACACAAACAAGUGGAGUUCUCGGAUGGGAUCCGUUAGAGCUGGGAUCUGCUCAAUUGAAAUCAUUGGUGCUGUAUAAAGACGGUGUGCGGUCCUUGUUGAUACCUAACCCGUAUAAAACAACGGCUACAAAAUUCUCGGGGCUUUCAGUAGACAGCGAAUACAGUUUCCAGCUCAAACUGAGCACUACUUCGGGUGAUCUGUGGUCAGACAAAAUCGUUCUUCACACGCACAAAAUGACCGACAUGUCCGGUAUAACGGCUUGUUUGGGCUCUCUCGAUGCUGUACAAAAUGUCACUGCAGCUCACAUCGAGGCCAGUUUGAAGAAUAUUGGUGCCAAACCCAUGCAAUCGCGCGUUACUUUGGACACCACUCAUUUCAUUUCUAAUGAAAAAGAUGGUGACGAUUCAGAGUUGAAAAAGGCUCAACAAAGCAACAUACCGAUUGUAAGACCCGAAUGGGUAAGAGCUUGCGAAUUGGAGCGGAGAAUCGUUGGUGUCCGCGGUUUUUACCUAGAUGCCGAUCCAAUUAACAUCGAAGGCUAUAAAUUCACAAAGCUACCCUCUGAGGUCCCUGAAAACCUUCAACCUGGAAAGCCUUCAACAUCAACUCGUGGUCCAGACAGCGAGGUGCCUCAAACGGAGAUCUCUGCGGAUUCCGCAGCGAUAUCCACGGCUUCGCUCAAAAGUGUUACGGGUGCUUUAGCACCUGUUCCAUCCCAACCUCAAGAGAGUGGAAGCGUACAAGAAACUGCUGACUCUAAUUCGGAACAGCGGCCGUCCGAGUUAGGCGCAGAAGAAAGUCAGCAAGAAAGUCAGCAAGAAAGAGCGGAGAUUGAGCAGGCAAAUGACCAAGUGAAAGACGUUCUGGCCUCUGAACAAACGUUGGAGAAUAUUGGCGAGAAGGGUGCAGAACUUAAUGAGGUGAAGGAGAAUGACGAUGGCCAGAACGAUGAUGACAACAACGAUAAGGACGCUGAAGAAAACCAAGACCAGAAAAACGAUGAGUUCAGGUCAGGUACCGAAAAUGAAAAUACCAAGACCGUAAAUGGUGGUGAGAUCGAAACUAAGACGGAGAACAACAGUGAAGUCGCGAGUAAGAAAGAAGACGAAACCACCGAUGACAUGGGCAAUCUGGAGGUCACUGGAGAAAAUGUUGUGCUAAAUGACGAAAGCGAGGAACCAAUUGUUAAAGGAGAUGAACUAUCGCCGCAUUUCGGGGAACCUGGUUCACAGGUCGCUAUUGCCUCAGAAGAGAUAAACAUGGGCGUCGAUGAAGAGGUCGGCAAUGACAGUGGUGUUAAAGAGAAGCCCUUCGAUAUCACUCAAGCAACAGAGCCGACACAACCAUCUGAACAAAUUGACACUCAAGAUAAGACAGUAACUGAAGCUGAAGCUUCAACGGAAGCUGUAGCUGCUGAGAACAGCGCUGUUGCAGACGCUUCCGGAUUGGUCGACAACACAGCCCCAAUAGAGAUACCCAAUCAGCGGGAAAAACUACACGGCGAUGAAAUCGAAGCAAAUGCCAAAUCUGAGGUGGAGGAAAGUAUACCUGAAGCUGUGGUCGCAGAUGUAAGUCAUCCUUCAGGUCCGAACGAAAUUUCGGAACCAUCGGCAGAGCUGGAACAUGAAAUAAACGGGGAGGACGGUGAAGCUGAAAGUACGCCAGAACCAGCGCUCAACGCCACAAACGGGGCGCAAACAACCGGCAAGAAGAAGAAGAACAAAAAGAACAAGAAGAAGGGCAAGAAGUAA